Messenger RNA from Myiozetetes cayanensis, 839 nucleotides. It is a transcript of the gene DYNLT2B, whose product is annotated as dynein light chain Tctex-type 2B. The transcript is spliced from 5 exons. NCBI's taxonomy places the organism in Eukaryota, Metazoa, Chordata, Aves, Passeriformes, Tyrannidae. The coding region runs from base 70 to 453 and encodes 127 amino acids. Gene Ontology annotation, biological process: microtubule-based movement. Gene Ontology annotation, molecular function: dynein intermediate chain binding. Gene Ontology annotation, cellular component: cytoplasm; cytoplasmic dynein complex. The record is from RefSeq and is a predicted model, not a curated record.
GGGGAGCGGCGGAAGCGGCGGGGGUUGUCCCGGUAACCCAACGCCGGCGAGGCUGCGGGGGCCGCGGCCAUGGGCGAGCUGGGCACGGACGAUGGGGCCGGCAACACCUACAGCCUUCGGCCCGGCCUCCAGCACCGAUUUAAAUCGUCCACAGUAAAAGAAUGCAUCCAUGCAAUACUGAAGGAGAAGCUGGCCAAUGUACAGUACGACCCAGAAGAAAUACCCGAGCUUACAAGGUCCUUAUCAGAAACAAUAAAAGACAGACUGAAAGAGGAGGGAUUUGACAGGUACAAAAUGGUGGUGCAGGUUGUGAUUGGAGAACAGAGAGGAGAAGGAGUGAACAUGGCUGCGCGAUGUUUCUGGGACGCUGACACUGACAGCUGUGCUCACGACGUGUUCAUGAAUGACAGCCUGUUUUGUGUGGUAGCUGCGUUUGGCUGCUUCUACUAUUGAAAGUGGCAAACACUGCACAGAGGGACAGAGUUGGAGGAGAAAGCAUUGCUUUGGGGUAUUUUUUGUUAAAGUGCACUAAAGCAUCAUGUUCUUCCUUUAGUACCUAAGAAAAUAACAGCUCUACAAAGCACGUCCUACACCUGGUCUACACACUACAACAUUCCUUCUUCCUUGUGGAUAUCAAUAGAGCUUUAAGCACAAUAUUAUUAUGUCCUUUAUUUAAAUGGCCCUUUGUUUUUUAUGUAGUAUGUUGGUUUUGUCCUAAAAGUGUAUUGUUUCUAAGACAAACUAAACUUUUGUCUUGAGAGGGUUCUGUUACUUUUAUUUUUAUGAAAUUAAUGAAAUAUUUAUAAGAAAAGAAACAUAAUAAAUCUAUGUAUUUGAUA